This is a messenger RNA of Ilex paraguariensis (yerba mate), 1723 nucleotides long. Lineage: Eukaryota; Viridiplantae; Streptophyta; Magnoliopsida; Aquifoliales; Aquifoliaceae. The record is from the annotation of a GenBank genome assembly.
AGAGAGAGAGAGAGAGAGAGAGAGGGAGGGAGAGAGAGAAAGAGAGGAAGAAGAAGAAGAAGAAGAAGCAGGAGGAGGAGGUGGGCACAACUUCUCGGGACAACAAUGGGGAUGUUGGAGAGAGAGUCCGUAGGACGUUUUCGAACUUAGGUCUCUGUAAUCUUACCUGUCGGUUUUCUCUUUCGGGUGAAAAGUUUUGGUUUUCCGGUAGUAUCGCCAUCGAUUUCUUUGAAAACUCAGUUCCGUCCAAAAGUGAGGUUUUUUCCGGUGAUUUCGCCGUGUGAUUUGUGACACUUCACUUCCCGGAGAGAGUUUCGGUUUUUUCGGUGGUAUCACCGUUUGAUUCGCGGAAAUUUUGAAUUUCCGAAGAAAAUGGUCAAUUUUAUUCUGGGAUUCAUCGGGUAAACCCGACUUUCGCUAGGGAAUCCGAUCCUUGUAUUUUUCCAAUUCUUUCAUUAAAUCGCGCGAAGAUUUUAAUUAUUGGCUUGUGAAUUGUUGGGUUUUGUUAGAUUAUUGAGGGUUACUGAGGGAUUUGGAGUGUCAAGUGAAUUGGUGAAGUCUACUAUUCGAUGCUCUUAAUUAUGUGAAUUUUUUUGGAGCUUUCAAGGAAUUUUUGUGUUUAAUGAUGGUGUUGGAGUUGAAUUAAGUAUAGCUUGAUUCCUUAUUUAUUGUGGGGGGUUCUAUAUAUGUCAAUGAUUUAUUGAAAUGAUGACAUGUUUGUGAAGUGAGUGAAUUUUUGUGGGUUUAAAGGACUCAGUUAAUGGAGGAAUACUGGGUUUUUUUGGUGGAAGUUAAAAAGACUGAUGUAAGUUAUUUGAUCUUGCUUUUGCUUUUAUAAAGGUUUGGCUGUUCUUAAUUAUAGCUUGAUGUUGAAGGGUUUGUUUGGAUUGAAUUGAUAUCUUCGCUAGCAUUUAUUUAUUGCUUCAAUUGAUUGGUCAUAUCCUAAUGUAGUAGUUCCUUGAAGCCACUUUCAUUUCUACCCAUUUUAAGCCUUCAAAGCUGUUUGCUCCAAUUCGUCAAUUUCUUGUCGUUCAUCAACUUUGUGAGUCGAAAAUGGCUUUUUCUUACACUCGUUUUUCAUGGUGGUGGUGGGCUGGGAAAGAAAAAGAGCCUGUCUCUAAUGAGUCUUCAGUAAAUUCUUCUACGGAUUGGGGUUUAGGAUUUAGGGAACCGAAUGCUGUGAAAUUUUCUUCUUUUAAAGAGGCAAAAGUGGCCUCUUCGCCUAGGAAGGUUAGGAGGAAAUGGCAGAGUAGGGAACAAAGGAUAGUUGAUAAGGAACAUGAUGUUGUUUUGGUGCCAUCAGAUGGUGUUUUAUUGUCGGGUUCUGAUACCGAUGACUCGGACUGGUCAGUUGGGUGGCUGGAACCACACGCCCCUGAUUUCCAGAGUGAUGAUGAGGCAGACAACAGUUUUGCAGUGUUAGUUCCUUGCUAUAAACAUGAUUGCAAAGAGGUGGAGGAGCCUAAUAAUCAGUUCAUGAGUGCGAUCAGGAACCUCCCUGCUGUGUACUCUGAUGGAAAGUUGGUAGUUACAUUGCAGUUGUUCCUGGAAAUUUCCGAACAGUGUAACUUUAUUAAUGUUAUACUUCGCUUUUGAUGUAAUUUGGUACGGUAAUUUUUCAGGAUAACCAGUCAUGCUGUUUAAGUCAAAUGCCUGUUUUAUAUACCUUUCUGGCCUGAGACUUGCCAACUGUACUGAUUUCAUACAUUUUCUUCGAAUGUGC